Messenger RNA from Cynara cardunculus var. scolymus (artichoke), 729 nucleotides. RefSeq names its product protein disulfide-isomerase LQY1, chloroplastic. The coding region runs from base 2 to 562 and encodes 186 amino acids. Lineage: Eukaryota; Viridiplantae; Streptophyta; Magnoliopsida; Asterales; Asteraceae. The transcript is spliced from 5 exons. The record is from RefSeq and is a predicted model, not a curated record.
CAUGAUCCAAACUCCCUCCAUUGUUGAUGGCGGACAACAGAUUCUGCUUGAUUUUUCAGAUACAGAGACCUCCCACAACUCACCAAAAAUGUCAUCUCUUCGCUCUCCAUUCCUAUCUCCUCCUUCUUCUCCACUAAACCUUUCUUCAUCUUCUCAGUUUCACUCGCUUUCCUUCAGAUGCUCAAGAAAUCAACGAUCCCCUGCUUCCUAUCCUCACCUCAUCAAAGCCGAGCUCGAUCCGAAUACGGUGGUCGCAGUAGCGGUGGGGUUGGUGAGCGUUGCGGUGGGAGUUGGUGUACCAAUUUUCUACGAAUCGCAGAUUGACAACGCGGCAAAACGAGAUAACACACAGCCGUGCUUCCCCUGCAGUGGAACCGGGGCACAGUCGUGCAGAUUUUGCACCGGAAGUGGUAAUGUAACGGUUGAGCUUGGAGGCGGCGAAAAAGAAGUGUCGAGAUGCAUAAACUGCGAUGGUGCUGGUUCAUUGACUUGCACCACAUGUCAAGGCAGUGGAAUUCAACCUCGAUACCUUGACCGCAGAGAAUUCAAGGAUGAUGACUAGAGAGAUGUUUUUGAGGUAAUUAACCUCAUUUACUGUAAAAGAUGAAUGAACAUCUUUCUUUCUUCCAUUUUCAUAUAAUAUAUAUUUUCUUUUGUAAAUUUCCUGAAUUAUUUAAUUGUUGUUGAGCCAUUUUCCCCUUUAUAAGAGCUACAAAUUGUUGAUAUUAA